UCCGGGUUGAGUGUGUGUAUGUGAAAUCUGUCACUGUCACUGCAGCAGCUGGAGUCUGUGUGUGUUUGUGUUUGUGAGUGUGUGUGUGUGUGUGUGGUCAGGUUAUCUUCCACACAGCCUCACGGGGACUCGCCGUCACCUCUGGCCGGGGAUGAGCGCUCUGCUGCGGCGCUGCGACCCGCGGAGGGUCGGGACUUGGAGAGGUUUCCAUGUGGGCGUGGUGCUGUCGACCUUUGACCUGAGGAAAGUGGAGCUGACGCCUCUGGAGCAGAGGAAGCUGACGUUCGACUCCCACGCCAUGGUGACGGAGCUGCAGAGCAGCGGUUUGGAGAAACGGCAGGCGGAGCUGGUCGUCUCAGCUCUGGUCACUCUGACCACGGCCAACAUGGACAUCGUCUAUAAAGACAUGGUGACCAAAGCCCACCAGGAGAUCGCGCUGCAGCAGAUCAUGGCUCACCUGGACGCCAUCAGGAAGGACAUGGUGAUCCUGGAGAAGAGCGAGUUCGCAAACCUGCGAUCUGAGAACACGAAAAUGAAGCGAGAGCUGGAGCAGCUGCAGAACAGACUGAAGGAGGAGAGCCAGAAGGUCCGAGCAGAAACCAAACUGGACAUCAACCUGGAGAGGAGCAGGAUGUCUGACAUGUUUACCGACCAGGAGAAGAAGCUGAUGGAGGCGACGUCAGAGUUCCAUCACAAGAAAGCCGACCUGGAGAGCGACAACAUGGAGAUCAACAGGAAGAUCGACCUGCAGGUGGCGUCACUCAAGACCCUGCUGGAGUCUCUCAAACUGGAGACGGUCCGCUACCUGGCAGCCACCGUCUUCUCCUGCCUCGCCAUCGCUCUGGGAGUGUACCGCCUGUGGAGGUGAACGCCGCGCUCUGAUGUCAGAACUUCAUUCCAAGUCGCAUCGCUUUUAACCCGUUUCAAACAUUUAAUAAAAUGUUUUUUUUUUAAUCAGCCUUCCAUUCUUUGA
Salarias fasciatus (jewelled blenny) is the source of this 973-nucleotide messenger RNA. It is a transcript of the gene ccdc90b, whose product is annotated as coiled-coil domain containing 90B. The coding region runs from base 152 to 868 and encodes 238 amino acids. Gene Ontology annotation, cellular component: mitochondrion. The record is from RefSeq and is a predicted model, not a curated record. The transcript is spliced from 9 exons. Lineage: Eukaryota; Metazoa; Chordata; Actinopteri; Blenniiformes; Blenniidae.